This is a messenger RNA of Elephantulus edwardii (Cape elephant shrew), 3969 nucleotides long. RefSeq names its product zinc finger protein 652 (gene ZNF652). The record is from RefSeq and is a predicted model, not a curated record. Gene Ontology annotation, cellular component: nucleus. NCBI's taxonomy places the organism in Eukaryota, Metazoa, Chordata, Mammalia, Macroscelidea, Macroscelididae. The coding region runs from base 459 to 2282 and encodes 607 amino acids. The transcript has 6 exons. Gene Ontology annotation, biological process: regulation of transcription by RNA polymerase II. Gene Ontology annotation, molecular function: RNA polymerase II cis-regulatory region sequence-specific DNA binding; DNA-binding transcription activator activity, RNA polymerase II-specific.
ACGUAGCGCUGCGGCGGCGGCGGCGGCCGAGACCGGGUCUGAGGAGCGGCCCUGAGGACAGGCGUUGGGCAGGGGGGGAGGGGCCGGCCCGGCCGGCGGUUGUUACUCGAGCGCCGCGGCUACAGGCCCCCCGCCGCAAGGAUGGACCGCCGAGGCGGCGGUCGAGGCGGCGGAGGUGGAGGCGGCCGGCCCGGAUAAGAUGCUCUAAGCCAUCUGCAGCUCUCUUCAAAAGAAAAGUCACUAAUGUUCUGCUCUUGCCAUAAUACCAAAUCUUUUUUGACUUAUGCUUUGGUGCUGCACACUGGAAGAAUUGCACACAGGUUCCAGAAUAUCUUUUUAAUUUUUUUUUUUAUUUGAGUGGUUCUUUGGAUGGAAAAAGAUUAAAGUCUUAAUGAUUACUGUUUUUUUAAAGCUUUUUCUCCAUAUCUGAAUUGCUUAAUAAAUUGGGCCACUUACCAAUGAGCCACGUGGCCAGUUCCUGUCAGGAGCUGGUUGAAAAUUGUUCUGUGCAUGUAGCGGGGAUGGCACAAGAAGAAAGCCGUCGUGGUCAAGUGCCAUCUGCCUUUUAUCAUGGUGCCAACCAAGAACUUGACCUAUCCACCAAAGUGUACAAAAGGGAAUCAGGAAGUCCUUAUUCUGUGUUAGUAGACACCAAGAUGAGCAAACCACAUCUCCAUGAAACAGAGGAACAGCCAUAUUUCAGGGAGACAAGAUCAGUGUCUGACGUGCAUGCUGUUAAAGAAGACCAGGAGAAUUCUGAUGACACAGAAGAGGAGGAGGAUGAAGAAGUCUCUUACAAAAGGGAGCAGAUCAUAGUGGAGGUAAACCUUAAUAAUCAAACAUUAAAUGUAUCUAAAGGGGAAAAGGGUGUCUCUUCUCAGUCCAAAGAGACUCCUGUUCUUAAGACAAGCAGUGAGGACGAAGAGGAAGAGAGUGAGGAAGACCCCACAGAUGACAGCAAUGAGUAUGGAGAGAAUGAAAGGCAGAAGAAAAAGGAGAAGACGGUGGAGAAAGUUCGCGUUGCACAGAGGAGGACGAGACGAGCAGCUUCUGUGGCUGCAGCUACCACUUCCCCUACUCCUAGAACUACCAGAGGUCGUAGGAAGAGUGUAGAACCACCUAAGCGUAAGAAGCGGGCCACAAAAGAGCCCAAAGCACCAGUCCAGAAAGCUAAGUGUGAAGAGAAAGAGACUCUGACCUGUGAGAAGUGCCCCAGGGUGUUUAAUACUCGCUGGUACCUGGAGAAGCACAUGAACGUUACUCACAGGCGCAUGCAGAUUUGUGAUAAAUGUGGCAAGAAGUUUGUCCUGGAAAGUGAGCUGUCCCUUCACCAGCAAACAGACUGUGAAAAAAAUAUUCAGUGUGUUUCCUGUAAUAAAUCAUUCAAGAAACUCUGGUCACUUCAUGAACAUAUCAAGAUUGUCCAUGGAUAUGCAGAAAAGAAAUUUUCCUGUGAAAUUUGUGAGAAGAAAUUUUAUACUAUGGCUCAUGUACGGAAACACAUGGUUGCACACACAAAAGACAUGCCAUUUACAUGUGAAACCUGUGGAAAAUCAUUUAAACGCAGUAUGUCACUCAAGGUGCACUCCUUGCAGCAUUCUGGAGAGAAGCCCUUCAGAUGCGAGAACUGUGACGAAAGGUUUCAGUACAAGUACCAGCUACGCUCCCACAUGAGCAUCCACAUUGGGCACAAACAGUUCAUGUGCCAGUGGUGUGGCAAGGAUUUCAACAUGAAGCAGUACUUCGACGAACACAUGAAAACACACACUGGAGAGAAACCUUUUAUCUGUGAAAUCUGUGGCAAAAGCUUCACCAGCCGCCCCAACAUGAAGAGGCACCGCAGAACUCACACAGGCGAGAAGCCCUAUCCGUGUGACGUGUGUGGCCAGCGGUUUCGCUUCUCCAACAUGCUGAAGGCCCACAAGGAGAAGUGCUUUCGGGUGACCAGCCCUGUGAAUGUGCCGCCUGCUGUCCAGAUCCCACUUACAACUUCCCCAGCCACCCCAGUUCCUUCUGUGGCAAAUACUCCUGCAGCCCCCACCCCUCCAGUCAACAUGAAUCCUGGAAGCACUCUUCCUCCUCGACCCAUCCCCCACCCCUUUUCUCACCUUCACAUCCAUCCCCACCCGCAUCACCCCCACCACCUUCCAAUCCCUCCAGUCCCUCACCUGCCCCCACCUCCAGCUCUCUUUAAGAGCGAGCCUUUAAAUCAUAGAGGUCAGAGUGAGGACAGCUUUCUGCGGCACCUGGCAGAAAAGAACAGUGCAGCACAGCAUCAUUAACAUCCGUCUCCUUAAGUGUGUUCGUCUGGCAUUAGGGUCCCGUAUGUGAGUUUGCAGUGAGAGAGUGGGUAAGAAUUUCUGUAGCUGUCAGACAUUGCUAAGCCCAACCGGGAGCUUUAUCAUUGUCUUGGUGAAUCAACAGAUCCAAGGGACUGAACAAGAAGACAGCCUUGAACUCACAGAAGGGACUAUCAUCUAAACCAGGGAACCACCGAACUAAAGCCCAAUUUGCUUGCAUUUUAUGGUGACUUUUAUAAAUUCAAAUACUCAGACUUACGGAAUUUUAUAAUUUCAUAUCAGCUGAUGAGGUAUGCUUGCUUUUUAUAUCCUGGACUUCUCCUCAAAGAGGGGAUAGGCCUGGUUUUCUUUGUACUAAUCGGGAAGGCUGUGAGAUUAAUCCAGAGCAUUAAUUGUAUCACUGUGUAUCAUAAUGAAUUCUUUUCAGCUUUUGGUGCUGGCUACAGUGUCAAGCUGGCCAUGUAUCACAGUAUAUCAAGCAUUAUAGAGAAAGAUGAAAAUUUUCUUCUUGUGUAGCUCUCCUAACUCACUCUUUAUUUUACUACAGAAAUUAUUUUAGAGUUUUUGUAUAGACUUCUUUAGUAGUCUGUUUCUAAAAUGAAAUGUAUUUCAAUAAGCGGUGUAAUUUUUCAGUGUAGCUGGACCUAUGUUGUAAAAUAGAAAAAAAUUUUUAUAAUCAUCAAGAUGUGAUUCUUAAAGAUGCGUAUAACUUCUAUAGUUCAAAAUUAUUCUUACAUCCGUACAACUCAAAGGUGCUUCAGAGUUUAGAUGUAUCUGAGAGGGUCUCCAGAUCAGGUUACUAUAAAAAUGAGGUUUUGCUUUCAGAAUUUAGCACAGUUCUUGGUAGUUUUCAUUCUCUCUAUUUAAUACUCAGUUACCUGUUCAGCUCAGUGACAUGCUCCUGUCCUCUCUGUUUCCUUUUGUUUAGUUCACACGUUACAUGAAAUUAUUUGCAGAGAAUUGGGCCUUGUUUCAGGAAUAUCACCUAAGUAAGAGUUUGCGUGUUUUGAAAAUCUGUAAAGCUGUUCACUCUUAAGAGGAGGAAGCAGUAGAGACAGUUUCAUUUCAGUCCCAUAUGUUACUCACUUUAGGAGCUGUGUUCAGAUUUCUCUUUUAUGAGAUGACAAAGUCAGUCUCAUAUAGUAAAUAUACUGCUCAUUUUGCAGUUGCUUUAUUUUUAAAAAAUUACUAUGAGAAGAUAAAAUAGUAAGCUAAAAUCACAAAUAUAAUGUUGCUCAUAGUGGCCGAAGAGAAAUUGGAUAAGAGUACAAACUGGACACUUUCUUUAAAUUAACAGUUUUAUCACUGAAUAUAGCCACAGCUUUGAGCUAUACUCACACAGUUUAAAUUUUAGAGAAAACUUGCCAAAAAACAUUAUUGUUGCCCUGUCUUCUGCAAAUGAUUAUGUGACCUCACGAUUAAUAGUUGUCAGGAGAGCAACCCUCUAAUACCUUUAGAUAGGUUCCUCUUUUUUUUCUUUUCUUUUUUUUUAAGUUUGGGGAACUUUGAAAGAGAAUGGUCAAUCAGGAGCUUAUUAUAGGAAAGGCUGAAGAGAAGGUCAACCAUUCUGGGUAAUUUAACUCAACAAAUUUACCUAGACAUGAUUCAGUACAGCUAACAACUUUGUAAUUCUUCAUAAAGAAGAACUGAGUUCCAAAACUAGAUCUAC